Molecule: messenger RNA, 1503 nt
Organism: Abrus precatorius (Indian licorice)
Lineage: Eukaryota; Viridiplantae; Streptophyta; Magnoliopsida; Fabales; Fabaceae
Product: cytochrome P450 71D11-like
Exons: 2
Coding region: 1-1503 (500 amino acids)
Molecular function (GO): oxidoreductase activity, acting on paired donors, with incorporation or reduction of molecular oxygen; iron ion binding; monooxygenase activity
Source: RefSeq, a predicted model, not a curated record
AUGGAGGAUCAUUUCCUAUCAUUCCCUCUACUUCUUAGUCUUAUCCUUCUUAUGUUUUUUAUCCUUAAAGUGGGAAAGAGAUUCAAAAACACUGGCACAACUUCAAAUUUUCCACCAGGUCCUUGGAAGCUGCCAAUACUAGGAAACAUACAUCAUUUAAUUGGCAGUCUUCCUCACCAACGCAUGAGUGAACUGUCCCAAAAAUAUGGCCCUCUCAUGCACCUACAACUUGGAGAGACCUCAGCCAUAGUGGUUUCUUCCCCAGAAAUUGCCAAAGAGGUGUUGAAAACCCAUGAAGUCACAUUUGCUCAUAGACCUCGCUUGGUUGCAGCAGAAAUUGUAACUUAUGGUUGCACUAACAUCACCUUUUCACCCUAUGGAGACUAUUGGAAGCAGAUAAGAAAAAUAUGCACCAUGGAGCUGUUGAGUACUACACGUGUGAGAUCAUUCCAAUCAAUCAGGGAGGAAGAGGUGUCAAAUUUGGUAAGAAAUAUUUCUACCAACAUCGGAUCCACCAUCAACCUCACGGAUGAAGUUUUAUCCGCGCAAUAUAACAUCAUUGCGAGGGAAGCUUUUGGUGAUAUAUGCAAGGACCAUGAAGCUUAUAUCUUAUUUAUCAAGAAGAUUAUGAGAAUGAACCAAGCUUUGGAUGUUACUAAUUUGUUUCCUUCCCAACAUUGGUUACACGUAGUUACUGGAAUGAUUCAUAAAUUGAAGGAAAUACACAGAACUGGUGAUAGGCUUCUUGAAAAUAUAAUCAAUGCAGCAACAACAAAGAAUGGUGGAGAUGGAAAUCUUCUGUUCGUUCUUCUUAAUAAGAAAGAUGGUGUAGACCCAGAAUUUCAUUUGACAGUCGAAAACAUCAAAGCCAUUAUUCAGGACAUUUUUAUUGCUGGAAGUGAGACAUCAUCUGUAGCUGUUGAUUGGGCUUUCUCAGAAAUGAUGAAAAACCCUAGAGUACUAAAAAGAGCUCAAGCAGAAGUUAGGCAAGUUUUUGGUGGCAAAGGAUGUGUUGAUGAAAUGGCUCUUCAUGAAUUGAAAUAUCUAAAAGCUGUCAUUAAAGAAACUUUGAGAUUACACCCUCCUGGUCCUCUGCUACUUCCAAGAGAGUGUGGCGAAACAUGUGAGAUUAAUGGAUACACAAUACCAGCUGGAACCCAAGUGUAUGUAAAUGCAUGGGCAAUUGGAAGAGACCCAAAAUACUGGAUUGAAGGAGACAAGUUCUAUCCUGAGAGAUUCUUGGAUUCUCCAAUUGACUACAUGGGUUCAGAUUUUGAGUACAUACCAUUUGGUGCAGGAAAGAGAAUAUGUCCUGCCACUAUUUUUGCUGCAACUAAUAUGGAACUUCUUAUAGCACAGUUGCUCUACUAUUUUGAUUGGAAACUUCCCUUUGGAAUUAGUGGUGAAAAUUUUGACAUGAGUGAAGUUUUUGGUGCUACAGUGAGAAGGAAAGAAGAUCUCUUUGUAAUUCCUAUUUCUUACAAUCACGUGCCUUUUGAAUAA